Dufourea novaeangliae is the source of this 839-nucleotide messenger RNA. RefSeq lists its product as uncharacterized. The record is from RefSeq and is a predicted model, not a curated record. NCBI's taxonomy places the organism in Eukaryota, Metazoa, Arthropoda, Insecta, Hymenoptera, Halictidae.
AGGAUGGGAAGUCGCCUGCGAACUGUCAGAAAAUCUGCCAAACUUGAAGGAAAAGGAAAACUAACAGAGGUCCUUAUUAGAAAAUUGACAAAGUAUUAUGGUUUAGCCAUAAGAAGGAAUUCCGAAUCUGUCGAAGAAAUGCAGAAGGCUAUAACGGCCAUUUUUCAUAUGAUUUCCACCGACAAAAAGCCGCUCCAUCAAAACUGUCCCGCAGGAUUUAACUCGUGGUGUAAAUGGCGCAUCGCAGAGGCUUCAGGUGAUGUAAAAAAACACAGACACCCACCUGCACUUCAUCCGGAGGUUCAAAAGAUGAUUCUUCCAAUUUAUAAAGAUUUGUCACGUCUAGAUUUGUUAGAAAGAUGCUUAGGGGGCCAUACGCAGAAUGCAAAUGAGAGUUUUAAUUCCACCGUGUGGCGACUGGUACCUAAGCAUCUAAAUUGCGGCUUCAAAAUUGUGGAAAUUGCUUCCUUCUUAGCUGCUGGAAAAUUUAACGAGGGAUACAAUUUUGUUCUACAAUUAAUGCAAGAGUUGAACUUAGUGAUUGGGCAACAAUGCAAGAUGUUCGCCAACGUGUACGACGCGCAGCGGCUGAAGAGACAACAGCGUCGUAGCUUCAGCAGUACCAGAGAGGCACGAAUUGCAAGGAAAGAAAAGAAUGGGACCUUACUUGAAGAGUUUGAGGAAGAGAAGGGUCUAAUGUAUGGGCCUGGUAUAGCGGAUUAGCAUGAAACAGCUGUAAGUAUCCGAAAACUGUUAUUUAUCUUCACCGAAAACUUUAAACGUGUUUUUCUCGAAACGACGUUUUUCAAAUUGGCGUGCAAUGUAACUCAAAAAGUAUU